Molecule: messenger RNA, 558 nt
Organism: Leishmania braziliensis MHOM/BR/75/M2904
Lineage: Eukaryota; Euglenozoa; Kinetoplastea; Trypanosomatida; Trypanosomatidae
Exons: 1
Coding region: 1-558 (185 amino acids)
Source: RefSeq, a predicted model, not a curated record
AUGCUGCGCGUCACCCCCAGCUGCUGCGCCAGCAAGGUGACAGCCGGCAAUGCCAGGAAUCAAGCUGGAUCGCCGCGGCGAAAAGCUAAGAUCUUUCACGUCAUACCCGGCACCCCUGUCACACCGGUAGAGAAACUGAAGGAGCAACGCCGCCGCUUUGGCCAGGACCGGUACUCGCGGCAGCCCGAGUACAGGCCAGGGCGCAAUGUCCGCAUGGACCCCAACAGCUUCACCCUGUAUGCAACGACGAAGGGUGUCAUGACAAUCCGCACCUCACGCAUAAACCCUUCGUACAAGUGGCUCGACGUGGAGCCGGACAUUCAGAAGGUUUUUCGUAGUCGAUGCAUGCGCGCUGCCCUGCAGGCUCGUGGGAAGGCCUCCAUGAUGGUGGGGGACAACGUGCACUACCGCGCUGAACUGGAUCAUGUGACGGAGCCACAGUGGCGCGAGCGGGUGAUGCAGGUGUCGAAGGCAACAGAGCGCUUUCAAGACCCUAACUGCUUUACUCGUGGACUGGUGCCUGCCCUGCGCCCGCUUAGCCGCUACUCGUACGAGUGA